AAAUAACAAAUAAAAAUUCUCGUCGUAUUAAUCAUUGAUUUAGCCUCUUCUCUCUCUCUCUCUCUGAACUCAACCCUUCUUUCCUUCCGCGACGACAACAACAACGAUGACCAACUACGGCACAAUUCCAACCUCCUCCACACCUUCCACCAACCUCGAGUUCAUCUCACGCGCCAAGCAGCGCGUCAAGGAGGGACUCGGAACCCGCCGUCCAUGGAAGCUCAUGUUCAAUUUCCGAUCCUUCGCCCUCCCCGCCGGCGUCGGAGACGCCGUCUCGCGCGUGAGGGAGAACAUCUCCUACUUCCAGAUGAACUACGCGAUCGUCGUGCUCAUCGUGCUGUUCCUGAGCCUUCUCUGGCAUCCAAUCUCGCUGAUCGUGUUCGUGGUGCUCAUGGCGGCGUGGCUCUUCCUCUACUUCCUCCGCGACGAACCGUUAAUAAUCUUCGGAAGAUUAAUCAGCGACCGCGUCGUGCUUAUCGUCAUGGCGGUGCUCACCGUCGUGCUGCUGCUUCUCACCGGCGCCAUCGGCAACAUCCUCGUGGCGCUGCUCAUCGGAGCGGUGUUGGUGGUGGCGCACGCGGCGUUGAGGAAAACCGAUGAUUUGUUCUUCGACGAGGAAGAGGCCACUCGAUUGUCUCCUCCCGGUGCUCCUCUUUCUUGAUCCCCCAAUCUUCUCCUUCUGCUUCUUUCUGUGAAUUUCUUAUUUGGUCAAUUUAGUAAAUAAUUUUAGGUUCGGUUUAUAUGCUUUUGCCCUUUUUCGGAGGGGAAAUUUUCAUUUGGAGUCUGUCUGUGAAGAAAGAAAGAUGUUUGGUGAAGUGAAAUUCCUUUUCUUACGCUUUGUUAAUUUAAUUAUAUCAGAAUUUUUCUCUAUGA
This is a messenger RNA of Glycine soja, 873 nucleotides long. RefSeq names its product PRA1 family protein F3-like. The transcript has a single exon. Gene Ontology annotation, cellular component: endoplasmic reticulum; Golgi apparatus. The record is from RefSeq and is a predicted model, not a curated record. Lineage: Eukaryota; Viridiplantae; Streptophyta; Magnoliopsida; Fabales; Fabaceae. Gene Ontology annotation, biological process: vesicle-mediated transport. Bases 107 to 661 code for a protein of 184 amino acids.